Messenger RNA from Canariomyces notabilis, 1812 nucleotides. RefSeq lists its product as uncharacterized. Gene Ontology annotation, molecular function: L-amino acid transmembrane transporter activity. Gene Ontology annotation, biological process: amino acid transmembrane transport. The transcript is spliced from 7 exons. The record is from RefSeq and is a predicted model, not a curated record. Gene Ontology annotation, cellular component: membrane. The coding region runs from base 1 to 1812 and encodes 603 amino acids. NCBI's taxonomy places the organism in Eukaryota, Fungi, Ascomycota, Sordariomycetes, Sordariales, Chaetomiaceae.
AUGCCAUUCAGCUGGCGCCGGCCAUUCAGCGGCAGGGACCACAACGUCCCUGACGCCGAACGCAGCGCAUCGCUGGAUAGAGUCGAUAGUGCCGAAGUGACGGAUGGCAGCCUCAAAUACACGCUUGAGAAGGGCGGUAAUGACUCCAAGCCCUCGUACCAAGAGGCCUCGGGGGCACCGGUUGAGAGCGUCUCGCCCUUGGGGUACUCGGUCGGGCCCGUCACCAUUAUCUUUCUCAAUGUUAGCAAGAUGAUUGGCACCGGGGUGUACUCGACGCCCUCGAGCAUUCUCAGGGGUACCGGCUCAGUCGGGUUAUCCAUGAUCUAUUGGGCGAUUGGCUUCUUGACGUCGAUUGCGAGCUUGUCUGUGUACCUUGAGUAUGCAGCCUACUUUCCAAACAGGUCCGGGUCCGAGGUCGUAUACCUCGAGCAGGCGUACCCACGACCGAAGUGGUUGAUUCCGACGGCUUUCGCGUUUCAGUCGGUUGCGCUGUCCUUCAGCAGCGGAAAUGCUAUUGUGCUGGCUCAAUAUCUAUUUCGCAUCAAUGGCCACGAUCCAUCCAACUGGGAGCUCAAGGGCGUCGCGGUAGCCGGAUAUACUGUCGCCUUCCUGUUCGUCGUCUUUCACACUCGAUUCUCAUACUGGUUCUCCAACGGCAUUGGCAUCGUCAAGGUGUUGACGCUAGUCUUCAUCUCCAUUGCCGGUCUCGUCGUGCUCGGGGGCAACGUUUCGCGCGUGCCCAACCCCCGAGCUAACUUCAUUGACGCAUUUGAGGGUCGGGCAACCCCCUAUGGUUUGACCAAUGCGCUGUACAAGAUUGUCUUUUCUUAUGCUGGAUACGAGAACGCCUUCAAUGUUGUCAACGAAGUCAGGAAUCCCAUCAAGCAGCUUCGACGCAACGGUUUCCUCGCCCUCGCCAUUGUAGCCAUCCUCUACAUUCUCGCAAACAUCGCCUACUUCUCGGCCAUCCCAAAGGCCGAGCUUAUCCAGGCGCGAGAGAUCGCCGCAUCGCUCUUCUUCGCUAAUGUCUUUGGAUCCAGCAACGCCGUGCGCGGCCUUAACUUCCUCAUUGCCCUUAGCUCCUUUGGUAAUCUCAUUGCCGUUCUGCUCGGCACCUCGCGGCUGAUCCGUGAAUGUGGCCGGCAAGGCAUCCUCCCCUUUCCACGCUUCUGGGCGUCCACCCGGCCCUUCGGCACGCCCCUCGGCCCAUACUUCGUCAAGUGGUUCCUGACCGUCAUAAUGAUCUUGGCUCCUCCGGCCGGCGAUGCCUUCAAUUUCAUCACCGAUCUCAAGGUAUAUCCCGACGCAUUCUUCAGCGUGCUCUUGGCCAUGGGGCUGUAUGUCCUUCGCUACCGCCGACGCCGCCUCGGCCUCCCCGCGGCUGACUUCCGGGUCUGGAAUGUGAUGCUCGUGUUCAACAUCCUCGUGCAGGUCUACCUGUUGGUUAUGCCGUGGUAUCCGCCAGAGGGCGGAGUGUUUGCCGGCGACGUGAGCUUUUGGUAUGCGACGUAUGUUGUCACCGGCAUUGGCGUUCUCAUUGGCUGCGCUGUCUACUACUACCUUUACAUCCACGUCAUUCCCAGGCUUCGCGGAUACCGCUUCAGGCAGGGAAUUGCCACCUUUGAAGACGGCGCACAAAGCCAUAAGCUUGUCAAGGUUCCGGUGGCCGAGGUUGAGCAGUGGGAUGCUACACACGAUGCUGUCGGCCGGCCGCUGGGGGAUAACCGAACGGUAAAGUCAGAGGCGGGCUGGAACGGUCAAGGUGGUGCUGAAAAGGUGGGAUCUGUUGUUGUGAGUGAUCGGGAUAAGUGA